AUAAACAGCGAGGAAAGACGCAUGGACGCGUUGUUGUGGUUGUGAAGGUGAAUGGGCUGGGCGUGGCCUCCAUGCUGCCUGCGCCUGACGUCAUGACGUUACGGACAGGCGAGGAGCUGAGGCCGCGCAGCACACACACACACACACACACACACACACAGAGCACAGAGGGCGACUGCGCCUUUAAGAACAGCAAAACUAAAAACCAAAAACAGCCUCGCUGUCAAUGUGCUAGCGAUGCAUUUACCUGAUAUGGUUUUGUUGAAACUCGUGCUCUUCUUAUACUGCUUAAGCGACACCAAAGGUCAAUAUGGGAGAUCCCUAAGUAAAUACAUUCAAUAUUACGAAGGCCUGUCCUACAACACAGACACCUUGCACAGCAAUCACCAGAGGGCGAGGAGAGCUCUGUCCCACGAGGACCAGUUUCUUCACCUGAACUUCCACGCUCAUGGCAGGCAUUUUAACCUGCGGAUGAAGAGAGACACCUCUCUGUUCUCCCCUGAUCUUAAGGUGGAAGUUUCAGGAGAAGAGAUCCCCUUCGACACCUCUCACAUUUACAGUGGAGAAAUUUACGGUGAGAAGGGCACUCUGACCCAUGGCUCUGUCGUGGAUGGGAAGUUUGAGGGAUUUAUUAAGAGUCAUCAAGGCAUGUACUAUGUAGAGCCCUCAGAGAGAUACCUCAAAGACCAGAAUGUACCCUACCACUCAGUCAUCUACCAUGAGGAUGACAUCGAUUACCCUCAUAAGUACGGAGCAGAGGGCGGCUGUGCAGACCACUCUGUGUUUGAGAGGAUGAAGAAGUACCAGGCGUCUGCAGUGGAGGAGCCCAGCCAGCAGACAAACCAUGAUGAAGAAAGGGCUGAUGGGCCAGUGAUCCUUAGGAAACGUCGUGCAGCACAGCCAGAGAAAAACACCUGUCAGCUUUUCAUCCAGACAGAUCACCUCUUUUACAAAUACUACGGUACCCGUGAGGCUGUGAUUGCACAGAUUUCCAGUCACGUGAAAGCCAUUGACUCCAUCUACCAAAGUACUGAUUUCCAAGGCAUCCGCAACAUCAGCUUCAUGGUGAAGAGAAUCAGGAUCAACACCACACUAGAUGAAAAGGAUCACUCCAAUCCUUUCCGGUUUGCCAACAUUGGUGUGGAGAAGUUUUUAGAACUCAAUUCAGAGCAGAAUCACAAUGACUACUGCCUAGCCUACGUGUUCACAGAUAGAGACUUUGAUGAUGGAGUCCUGGGGCUGGCAUGGGUCGGUGCUCCUUCAGGGAGCUCUGGUGGGAUCUGUGAGAAGAAUAAACCGUACUCUGAUGGGAAAAGGAAGUCUCUGAACACUGGCAUCAUCACAGUGCAGAACUACGCUUCACACGUUCCCCCUAAAGUCUCUCACAUUACCUUUGCUCAUGAGGUUGGACACAACUUCGGCUCUCCGCAUGACUCAGGUCUUGAGUGCACACCAGGUGAGUCUAAGACUCAGGAUCAGAAAGAGAGAGGCAACUACAUCAUGUAUGCAAGAGCCACAUCAGGAGACAAGUACAACAACAACAAGUUCUCCAUCUGCAGCAUUCGCAACAUUAGCCAGGUGCUGGAGAAGAAGAGAUUCAGCUGUUUCGUUGAAUCUGGUCAGCCCAUCUGUGGCAAUGGUUUAGUUGAGGUUAAUGAGCAGUGUGACUGUGGAUACAGCGAUCAGUGUAAAGACCAGUGCUGCCAUAAUGCCAAUGAGCCAGAUGGGGUAAAGUGUACACUGAAGACAAAUGCUCGAUGCAGUCCCAGCCAGGGUCCAUGCUGCACGCCGGAGUGUAUCUUUAAGGGUAGCAAUGUGAAGUGUAGGGAUGAAUCUGAGUGUGCUCUUGAGGGCAAGUGCAAUGGAAUCACUGCCCAGUGCCCCACCUCAGUACCCAAAGAAAACUUCACAGCCUGCCACUCAGAUACUCAAGUCUGCCUUAAUGGGGGUUGUUCUGGCUCUAUCUGUCAGAGGUUUGGUCUUGAAGUGUGUACCUGUGCCAGCGAGGAGGGGAAAGACGACACUGAGCUGUGUCAUGUUUGCUGUAUGAAGACGGGUGAGCCUAGUACCUGCAGCAGCACUGGCUCAGAUAAAUGGGCAAUGCACUUUAAUAGAAAGAGCACCAUGUUGCAGCCCGGCUCUCCUUGUAAUGAUUUCAAAGGCUACUGUGAUGUCUUUAUGAAGUGUAGACUAGUGGAUGCUGAUGGCCCCCUGGCCAGGCUUAAGAAGGCCAUCUUCAACCCUGAGCUUUACACGAGCAUUGCAGAGUGGAUAGUGGAACACUGGUGGGCAGUGCUGUUAAUGGGGAUUGCUCUCAUCAUGCUCAUGGCUGGAUUCAUCAAGAUCUGCAGUGUGCACACACCAAGCAGCAACCCUAAAUUGCCCCCACCCAAACCUCUGCCAGGCACACUGAAGAGAAGAAGAGCCCAGAACCCCACUGCACAGACUCAGCCACAGCGCCACAAUCGGCAGCAGAGAGAGAACUAUCAGAUGGGCCAGAUGCGACGCUGAGCCAGUCUCAUCAUUGCCUUGGUUCUUCCUAGUGCCUACAGUGGGAAACACUUCACUCCAAAGAGUUACCUGAAUCAAUCAAUAAGCCCCAUCUACAAACUAAAAAAAACUAUCUACAAACUAAGAAAAAUAAAAUAUACCACAUGGACUUAAAAAAUACUUCAGAAAACAGCAGUUUUUAAAAGUUGUAAGAAGCCACUGCUCGGGGAGCCAGCAAAGCUUUUGUUGCAUAGAUCAGAGAAAAAUUCAGAAGCUAGUGAUGAGGAGGAAGUGGACAGAAUUACAGUUUUAAUUUUUUUUUUCUAUUGUCUUUUUCUUUCUUUAGUGACAUGAUAAAGCAUUUUCCUCCCCACUGUUUUUGACCCUUUUUCAUCUUUUUACCUUUUUAUUGCUUGGAAUUACCACCCUCCUGUGGAGCUCGCAAAACGGCAUGAUGAUGUGAAGUUACAUGGGCCAAUCAAGGAAAGUGAGCGAGAACUCUUUAUAGAGACCCAUUUUCCAAUGUGUCAUCAAGAUGUUUUUUAAAAAAUACAAGCAAAAGGAUUACUACAAAUUCAAGCUUUUAUUUUUAGUCUCCCUCAGUGCUGUUGUACAGAUAUUACAAUGUACUUUAGUUUUUUAUGUAAUUUUUUUUCUGCUGUUAAAUAAUUAUAAUUAAGGUUUUGAUUGACACUCAGGAUAUAAUAAGAGAGCACAGAGAGUUUCUAUUGUUAGAAGGCCUUUUACCAGACUCACUUAGGUGAAAGAAACAUGUGUUUGUGCAUAGCAUUUUCAUAUUUGUUAGCAUGUUUUUUUAUUAUUAUUAUUAUUUCUUGCAAUGCAAAAAAAAUCUUCUUGCAUUGUCAGUAGAUGAUGAACAACCACUAAAGAAUUAAAGUUCUUCAUUCCAUGCAGGUAAGGGAAUUAAAAUAAGAGGGAGUUUGGGUUAAAAAAAAAGAUCUUUGCCACUUGUCACAAUCUACUGAGAAUGGCUUUGUUACUUUGUAUUACCCAGUAACGCAGUGUUCCCUCCGAGAGACUGGAAAAAAGAUUGUACGGUAUCUUUUCUCAGUAGACAGACUCAAGAAAAGAUAAGCACAACAUCACAGAUCAUUUUUUUUUCUUGAUAUAAACAAUGAUUUUUUUUCCAAUGAGAUGUUGGCAACAUGAAAGUGCAGACAAAUACACAAAUGGAAUGUCGCUGUACUUGUCUCGGUUGUGUGCAUCAGUUGAAAGGCUGGGAUAAAGAGAGAGCUAAUAGAAGCAAUCUGUAGAGUCUAUAGUCUUUUUACACGCUAAUUAAUAUUUACACAAAGGAGUUUUUCUUAUCAUUCAUCAGGUAUUACCCUCUGUUAUAGACAGAAGGUCCAGCCUAGCACCCUAUAUAAUCAACACAUGCCUUGUAUUGCCUAUAUAGAUCACUAAUAUAGUGCACAAAAAUUCACAGUUAGCCCCUUGAUUCAUUUAUUAAUGUAAUAGUUUGGUUUUCCUGACUAAGUAGACCUAAUUAUCAUUAAGAAUCACUAUCCACAGUGCAGUUCUAUUUAGAAGUAAGUAAGUUCUGUAAUUUAAAAAACAACAUAUCCUCUUUGGCUGAUUUUCCAGAUAUGCGUGUAGACCCAGGGUAAACCUUAUUUUCAGCAUAGAAGCAUCACUGUGUAUUGUAGUCUAGGUUUAACAUCAGAGAACAAAGUUUGAUUGUCUUCUGUAUAUCUCUUAGAAAGGCAGAGGUUUUGAACUAUGAAUACAUCAGAAAUCUCAAGUCAUUCUUAAAGAAGAUUUAUCAUAUUGUUUCAGUUUAUGUUGAACAUCAUCCUUUUUUUAAUGGUGUGACCGGGUGUCCAGAGUUCAGACGUCUGCAUCUUCUCAAGCUGCAAUCUUUGAAUCUGUUGAGGAUCUGCAUUUCAACAACAGGUCAUACCAAACACAUGGAUGGUUUGCUUGUGUUUUAAGACGGGCAUUCCCAUCUCCCAGUCCUUUGGAUCUAAAUCAUCACCUCAUUUCUAUAUGUCUCUUUAAAUGCUGAUGGUACAGGGGUUUUUAGUUCACUUUGACUGCUCUGAUUGCGAUUAGCCUCAAAGUAAUCAAUCAUUUAUGUGUUAUUCUGUGGUAAAGGGGUUUGGGUGAAUGGGAACAGGAUUAUUUGUUAGUGGGUUUUUUUGGGUUUAGUUUUUUUGGUCUUGCUUUAAGAUUAUGAGUAAUGUGCACUAAUAUGCAAGCAUGGUGUGUAUGGAUGAAAUUAUGAAAAACAAGAUGGAGAAAUGUCUAAUACUACUGUUUGAUUUUAAUGUGCGCUGUUUUAUACAGUAUCGUUUUGGCUUCUUUUUUUCUACCUUUUCCCCCCUCUGCACUUACAUUUGAAAGUGUUUACUAAAUACAAAGUAUCAUGCAACAACAUGUAUUUUUUUUAAGUUCUUGAAAUGCAUAAAUAAAAUAGCCUUGAUCAGAAA
Messenger RNA from Xyrauchen texanus (razorback sucker), 4940 nucleotides. Its product is annotated as disintegrin and metalloproteinase domain-containing protein 10-like. Gene Ontology annotation, cellular component: synaptic membrane; plasma membrane. Gene Ontology annotation, biological process: Notch signaling pathway; membrane protein ectodomain proteolysis. Gene Ontology annotation, molecular function: metalloendopeptidase activity involved in amyloid precursor protein catabolic process. The record is from RefSeq and is a predicted model, not a curated record. The transcript has 16 exons. NCBI's taxonomy places the organism in Eukaryota, Metazoa, Chordata, Actinopteri, Cypriniformes, Catostomidae. The coding region runs from base 238 to 2511 and encodes 757 amino acids.